AUGGCCGACGCCGACAGAGACUCGGAUCUUGGAGACGACAGCCCCAUGUCGGCGCGCUCUGAAGGGGACUCAUCAGGAGAGCAGUCGUGUGAGAGUUCAGAUGAAGGAGUGGGUCGGGACGCGCCCCAUCAGACACACCAGCCUCUCCACCACAACCUCGGACACACCAUCAACCAACAGAUAAACCACCACCAAAGAAACUCGCCGCGGCCCAUGGAGCGAGACUUGAAGGCAAGAUUAAUCAAUAUUUGCUCUGCUUGUGUCCGUGAUGACUUCGAGUCGUUGAAGACGUCUCUUCAUCCGCAUCUGUCGUCGUUGGCGUCUCUAGCUCAAGGCACUCCUCUCACCACAGCUGGUAGUGUGUUCGCACUCGCUGGUGGUGACCAGGGUUCCUUCCGUCCGGGGAACUUCCCCUACGCCCCCCCCGCGUUCCUAGCCCCCGCGCCCCCUCCCCCCGCACAGCCAGUUGGUUCCGCAUCAUCAUCAUCAUCCGAAGGCAGCGCGGCCGGCUGGAGCUUCGAAGAACAAUACAAGCAGGUCCGUCAGCUAUACGAAAUUAGCGACGACCCACAAAGGAAGGAGUUCCUAGAUGACUUGUUCUCAUUUAUGCAGAAACGUGCAUGUUUCCCUGCUGUACAUUCUUACUCCGGUGACACACCGCCCAGCGUCGCGGCGUCUGAGCAGCGUCUAGCGCGUCAUUACAAUCGUAAAUCAAAGUCGAAACAAAUUGGUAACGCCGAUGAACAGCUUUAA
Molecule: messenger RNA, 753 nt
Organism: Danaus chrysippus (African queen)
Lineage: Eukaryota; Metazoa; Arthropoda; Insecta; Lepidoptera; Nymphalidae
Source: the annotation of a GenBank genome assembly